CUCAAAAUCAUCCCAAGAACUAUUCCCACUAAUUUUCAGUGACUAUAAAUGACUCAAGCAACGAAUGACCCGCUUCGACAUCUGGUGGCUGGGUAUCCCAAGCUAGCCGGGCAGAUGGGCAUAAUGCCUGAAGCGGCAAUGUUUCGCACAUUCUCGGCCCUCAAUGCUCGCAAUCUUCUUUACUUGCAGGCUGAACUCAUUUCCCUAGAGAAACAAUUACUAGACUCCGAAUCAAAUGACAGUCAGGAUGAGAAAAGGUCCCGAUAUGCGCUGGACUGGUUUUGGCUGAGCCAAUCGAAACAAAAUGAAGGGAACGAGAGUCAACUACAAUUGAUCUUAGAAAUGAGAAAGAAGCUCAAGGAAUAUAACAAGGCACUCAUUCAAGCAUCGACUCUAGCAAAUCUCAAAGAGCCAGAUAAAUGGGAUUUGAACUAUCUGCAGGGUUUUCUUAUGACUAAAGAAAUGGGAUCCCUUGCAUUGAUUGGGGAUGAUGCUACAACCUGGGGUUCCGUUACCAAUCCAAAGGGUUACUCAACCGAUCUUGUGGCACUUCGCCCUCGCCAGAAUGAAGAUUCAUUCUCGAACUGGGUUUCCAGAAGCGCAGUAAUAACUCUGUUUCGGUGCGGCUGUGCACGUUUCAAGAAGGCUUCAAGAGUUCAUGGAGACGUCGGAUUCGAAGACAGUACGAUCUUCCGUAUCACUUCCUGGUUUACCAGCAUAGUAGCUUCCCUCAUCCCGAUAGCAUCAAUCCUGGUACUUUAUACAGUACACUCGAUGAAAGCUCGGUUAGGAAUAAUCGCGGGUUUUAACCUUCUGAUAUCGACGUGUCUGAGCACUCUGACCAACGCAAAACGCUCUGAGAUUUUUGCGGUGACGGCAGCGUUUGCUGCAGUUCAAGUCGUAUUUGUCGGAACCAAUUAUAGUGCUUCUACGAAUGGAGCGGAAGCCUAAGAGACUAGAACUUUUCAAACCCCGGGAAAAGACUUCCUAGAGUGGAAAUAGUGAAUAAAAUGCAUGUCGGAAGUGGCACGAAAUGUGCGUCUUAUAUUCUUUCAAUGGAACGAAGUCAGGUUAUUCGAUAAUGAGCAAAUUGAACAAAUUGAAUGACACUGAGCGAAGCUAUAAGAAAAUC
Messenger RNA from Lindgomyces ingoldianus, 1132 nucleotides. RefSeq lists its product as uncharacterized. The transcript has 3 exons. The record is from RefSeq and is a predicted model, not a curated record. Bases 49 to 951 code for a protein of 300 amino acids. Lineage: Eukaryota; Fungi; Ascomycota; Dothideomycetes; Pleosporales; Lindgomycetaceae.